Molecule: messenger RNA, 634 nt
Organism: Cladocopium goreaui
Lineage: Eukaryota; Dinophyceae; Suessiales; Symbiodiniaceae
Source: the annotation of a GenBank genome assembly
GUUGCCCAACAUUUCGGCCUCCGUGCCUCAACUCCUGAGUGCAAUCAAGGAGCUCCAGGCGAAAGGCUUCAGCGUCCCGGACUUUCCCGCGGAUCCUCAAAGCGAGCAGGAGACGGAGAUCCGAGGUCGCUAUGCCAAGGUCCUGGGCAGCGCCGUCAAUCCGGUGCUCCGCGAAGGCAACUCCGAUCGUCGCGUGGCACGGCCAGUCAAGGAGUAUGCCAUGAAGCACCCGCACAGAAACCAUGAGUGGACUGCGGAGUCCAAGAGCUGUGUGGCGUCCAUGGAGGAAGGCGACUUCUUCGCCUCGGAACAGAGUUGCAUCAUGGAGGAGGUGUCCAGUGUUCGGAUCGAGCUGGUCAGCACGGGAAAGACCACGGUGCUGAAGGCCAAGACGCCCUUGCUCUCAGGAACGGGGACGUUUGAUGGAACCGAACCUGGCCGAGCUGCUCGACGAGGGGUGCUCGGAGUACUGCGCUCGACAAGGCGUGGCUUGGGCGUCCUGGAGCACCACUUCCGCGAAGCAGCUGCCCCGGGCCACGGGCAGAGCUGGGAAAGCCGGACGGGGCGAAGUUCCUGGAGGCCAUCGCGGGCCAUGACGCCCAAGGUUCUCACCGGGGUCCUCUCGGCAGUGUAA